GAAGGCUGUGAGGAGAGACAGUUUUUUCUGUUUAAGUCAAUUUUGGUUUCACAGGACAAAGCUGCAAUCUGGUCGUCAUUUGUUUUCCCACUCAGACUGUCUGCCGUCCAGAAGUACAACAAAGAGCGACUUGUCUGGUCAGGACGUCGUCCUCCGCCUCUCCUCUGAAUGCUGCAGCGGCAUCAAGAUGGAGCUGUGGCUCACUGCUGUCUACGGAUACAAAGGCCCCCUGCUGGGUCUGGGAUGUUUUGUGGCGUGGAGCAUCAGGUGCGUGCAGGUGGAUCACCCUGCGGUCAGCAGCAAACAGCUGACUCUCAGUAUGUUUGCUGUGACCGUGUUCAGCGUGUCCGGGGCGACAGGGUCUCUGCUGACGUCCCAUAAUCCUCCUGUGCAGUUCUGUGUGGUCAGCAGCCUCGUCCUCUGCUGCAACAUCUUCACUCUGAGCUGCAUGUUCGGCCCUAAGUUUGUGUACGUGUGUUUCCAUGGCAGUGAGCUGCAGCAGCCUCUGGAGCUGCGGGCUGCAGAAGACGAGGAAGACGAGCAGCUGAGGAGGUUAAACCUGCUGCUGAAGAGUCACACUGAGCAGCUGGAUUUAGAAAUAGAAACCAUCAGUAUGCAGCUCUGUAAAGAGUCAGAGUCGGCUGAUUCUGACCUGACGCUCCUCAACACGACGAGCGGAAGAAACAAUGCAGGUGAAGGCCGAUCUGUUGUGUCGGCUCUGAUCUGUUCUGAGGACACAAACUCUGACAGGAAACCUCUGAGUCCAGACGACAUCAACUCUCCUGAACACAUGCAGCGCCGCCUCUCCGUCCAGCUGCCCAUCCUCCAUCACUCCUACAUGCCCGUCAUCGGGGGCGUCAGCGCCAGCAGCUCCAGCCUGUUUGGGAGCCGGGAGGCCUUCGUUCACCACGACCUGCUGAAGGCGACUUCCUGAACACAUUUUAAAACACAAACACAAUCUCUACGAGGAUGAUGAAAACAUGAAAAUCAGAGUCAGAGAAGAAAACGGACACGAAGCUGAUUGAAUAGUUCUUUUUGUUUUUCUACUGUUUUAGUUUUUAUGAUUUGAAGAGUUUUUUUUAUGUUUGGUGUUUUUAUGUUUUUUAUGUAACGUUUAAAUUCAUAUAAAACUCAGUGAACUUUG
Molecule: messenger RNA, 1144 nt
Organism: Labrus bergylta (ballan wrasse)
Lineage: Eukaryota; Metazoa; Chordata; Actinopteri; Labriformes; Labridae
Product: gamma-aminobutyric acid type B receptor subunit 2-like
Biological process (GO): G protein-coupled receptor signaling pathway; gamma-aminobutyric acid signaling pathway
Cellular component (GO): membrane; G protein-coupled receptor heterodimeric complex
Molecular function (GO): G protein-coupled GABA receptor activity
Source: RefSeq, a predicted model, not a curated record